UCGGAACCCUGGGCGGCUUCCCCCCGGGAGUCGGAGGCCCCCGAGCCGGGCGGCCGGCGGCCGGCCGCCUGCGCCGAGUGCCGCGACUACCGCAAGCGGGCCGCCCACCUGCCCCUGCUGACCAUCGAGCCGCCCAGCGACAGCUCGGUGGACAUGAGCGACCGCUCGGAGCGAGGCUCGCUGGGCCGGCAGCUGGCCUACGAGGCCGAGGCCCAGCCCCCGCUGCCUCCCCUGCCCCUGCCCCUGCCGGUGCCCAUCCACCACCCUCCUCCCCCGCCGCCACCCCCUCCUCCCCCGCCGCCUCCUCCCCCGCCGCCCGCCCCCCGCCGCCUCGACCCCCCUGGCGAGGCCAGCCGCGACGGCAAGGCCGAGGCCGAGCUCUCGGACGGCGAGAACGACAGCCUGGACAGCACACUCAACUCCAACGAGACCAUCAACUGCAGCACGGGCUCGUCGUCGCGGGACAGUCUGCCCGAGGCGCCCAGCUGCCCCCAGACCUACCUGCGGGAGACUCGGCACAGCUGGGACUCGCCAACCCUCAACAACGACGUCUUCCAGCGCCGCCAGUACCGAAUCGGCCUCAACCUCUUCAACAAGAAACCCGAGAAGGGGAUUCAGUACUUGAUUGAGAGAGGCUUUGUGGCAGAUACGCCAGUGGGAGUCGCCCGCUUUAUCCUCGAGCGCAAGGGGCUGAGUCGACAGAUGAUCGGAGAGUUUCUGGGCAACCGGCAAAAGCAAUUCAACCGUGACGUGCUGGACUGUGUGGUGGACGAGAUGGACUUUGGCGGGAUGGAGCUGGACGAGGCUCUGCGCAAGUUCCAGGCCCACAUCCGCGUGCAGGGUGAGGCGCAGAAGGUGGAGCGGCUCAUCGAAUCCUUCAGCCAGCGGUACUGCAUCUGUAAUCCGGCGCUGGUGCGUCAGUUCCGCAACCCGGACACCAUCUUCAUCCUGGCCUUCGCUAUCAUCCUGCUCAACACCGACAUGUACAGCCCCAACGUCAAGAUGGAGCGCAAGAUGAAAAUGGACGACUUCAUCAAGAACCUGCGGGGGGUGGACAAUGGGGAGGACAUUCCCCGGGAUAUGCUGGUGGGAAUCUACCACCGGAUCCAGAAACGGGAGCUCAGGACAAACGAUGACCACGUCUCCCAGGUCCAAGCUGUGGAGCGCCUAAUUGUCGGGAAGAAGCCGGUUCUGUCUCUACCCCACCGGAGACUGGUCUGCUGCUGCCGUCUCUAUGAGGUCCCGGAUCCAAACAGGCCGCAGAAACCUGGUCUACACCAGCGAGAGGUCUUCCUUUUCAAUGACCUACUCGUGGUCACCAAAGUCUUUCAGAAGAAGAAGAUCUCAGUGACCUACAGUUUUCGCCAGUCCUUCGCCCUCCACGAGAUGAAGGUUAACCUCUUUCAAAACGCCUACUAUCCCCACGGGAUCAAGUUAGCCUCCUCCAUUCCCAGCGCCGAGAAGAAGAUUCUGAUCAUAUUCAACGCCCCCAGCGUCCAGGACCGCACGAGGUUCGCCAGCGAUCUGCGCGAGUCCGUGGCCGAAGUUCAGGAGAUGGAGAAAUACCGCGUGGAAUCCGAGCUGGAGAAGCAGAAAGGCGUCAUCCGCACCAGCAUGUCGCAGAGCGCCAGCCUGAAGAAGGACGCGCUGAACGGGACGCUGACCAGUCUGGACGACACGUACGCCAUGGCCGAAGGUCUGAGACGCAGCGCGCUCAGCAGCUCCCUGCGGGACCUCUCCGAUGCAGGAAAGCGGGGUCGGAGGAACAGUGUGGGAUCACUCGACAGCACCAUGGAAGGCUCCAUCAUUAGCACGCCGCGAAUCCAGCAGCGGCCCAUCCCCACCCAGGAGGACGCCACCAUCCGUCCGCACCGCCAGCUCUCCAACUCCGCUUCCUCUGGAUCGCUGUUCGGCGGGCGGAGGGCCAAGCAGACACCGCAGGCCCAGCCGGUGCCUCCGGGCCCCCACCCUCACCUGGCCGGGGCCUACCAGCCGUUCUACCAGCUGGCCGGGGGCCAGGCGGACGGGCCAUCCAAGAUCCAGGCACUGCACGCCCAGUACUGCCAGCCUCCGCCACCUUACUACCACCACCACCGCUUCCACGCCCAGGCCCCCAACCCUCCUCAGCACCCCAACCUCACCCUCCAGCGCCAAUGCAGGCAGAGGCCCAACCUGCCCCCGCUCCUGCCCCGCGCCCAGAUUCCGCACGGCAUCCGCCCACCCAUCAGCUCGCCCCAGUCGCCCCUGGCCCCCCAUCAGCUACCCACCUACGCCCCGCUCGCCGUCGGGCAGCCCAUGCCGCAGUACGUGGCGCAGGGCGCCCGUCCCCACCUGCACUUGGUGCAGGCUCACCACGCCCAGCUGAUGCAGCAGCACGCCCACAUGCACCUCCCCCAGCACGCCCUGUCGCAGCACGCCAUGCAGCAGCACGUCAUGCAGCAGCACGCCAUGCAGCCGCCGCAGCAUGCCAUGCAGCAGCACCCGGUGCAUGCCAUGCAGCAGCCGUCGCAUGCGAUGCCGCAGCAGCACCCGGUGCAUGCCAUGCAGCAGCCUUCGCAGCAUGCCAUGCAGCAGCAGCAUCAGGUGCAUGCCAUGCAGCAGCCGUCGCAUGCCAUGCAGCAGCCGUUGCAGCAUGCCAUGCAGCAGCCGUCGCAUGCGAUGCAGCAGCACCCGGUGCAUGCCAUGCCGCAGCAGCCACAGCACCCGAUGCAGCCGUCGCAGCACGCCAUGCAGCAGCAGCACCCGGUGCACGCCAUGCAGCCAUCGUCGCAGCACACCCUGCAGCACACGCUGAAGCAGCAGGCCCACUCGCAGCACACACUGCAACACACCCUCAAGCAGCACCCGCUCUCCCAGCAGCCCCACCCGCCGCCCCCGCCCCCCCAGCUCUCGCCCCUCUCGCCCCUGGGGCCCCACUCGCCCCUCAGCCCCCUCACCCCGCUCACUCCCCUCACUCCGCAGUCCCCGCACUCGCCCUACUCCCCGCUGCUCCCGCUCUCGCCCCUCACCCCGCACCCCCACCCCCACCCCCACAUGUCGCAGCCCCCCAACCAGGGCACAACCGGGAGUAAGGCCAAGGCAGUCAACCGCAUCAGCACAGUGGUGUGAGUGGAGAGGGGCAGGGGAGAGGAGGCAGCCUCCACCCUCCACCUUCCUCCCUUCCACCUCGCGAGUCCCUCCCCUCCCUCUCGCCAUGCCUGCAGCACCCCUCCCCCCACGGAACGCACCGACUCCAGCGAGAGCACUCAAAUGAAAUCGCUGGCCGACGAAGGAACAACAGAGAGACAGAUAUUUAUGGAGACAAAAUGUACAGAUAGAGCAGACAUAUAUUUAAUUGAGAUUAAUAACGAUGCUGUAUAUUUAAGCAGAUAAUAUUUAUUGAAGUUCCUUUUUUGCCAAAUGGGAGGGGGGAGAGCGCUGGCGAGGGCAGGAGAGAAAGAAUUCACGGAUACGGUGCACCACGACGGGCAACGAGCUGGCUUCUGUCUCACUCAGCUCCACCGACCGGCCAGCGCUCAGGGUGUCCAGACCUGUCCCAGGCUGACCACGCGCCACUCGAGAUCCACAGUGGUACUGCAUGGGCCAUCGGUUACCAAGGGCCAGUAUCUCAAGACACAGGCCCCGUCCGUCACUGUGUGGAGGGUGAAGACUCUGUUCACACACUCCCGGGGUCAGACACAGAGUGAAGCUCCCUCCACACCGUCCCAUCACACACUCCCGGGGUCAGACUCAGAGAGAAACUCCCUCCACACCGUCCCAUCACGCACUCCCGGGGUCAGACACAGAGUGAAACUCCCUCCACACCGUCCCAUCACACACUCCCGGGGUCAGACACAGAGUGAAACUCCCUCCACACCGUCCCAUCACACACUCCCCGGGCCAGGCACAGAGUGAAGCUCCCUCCACACCGUCCCAUCACACACUCCCGGGGUCAGACACAGAGAGAAACUCCCUCCACGUCGUCCCAUCACACACUCCCGUGGUCAGACACAGAGUACUACAUCUCUCCACUGCCCUGUCACACACUGCCAGGACUGAGUCAGGGCAGGUGGGACAGGGUAAUGAAUACCCCCACAACAGUCCUCCCAGGGCAGGGACAGUAUCGGCUCCCACGUCUUAUCCCGUCAUGCUGUCCUGCAAGUCAAAAGCAGGAAGUAAAAAGGUUUAGACACAGCAUAUAACUCCCUUCAUGAUGUCCCAACAAAACCACAAUCCCACAAUGUCCCACCAUCCCCUUCCAGCACUGUCCCUGGCCAUGCACCCACCGCCUGUGCUCUUUGGCACCAGAAUUGCAGGUUUAUGCCCAUUGUGCAGCACUGUGCAGGAGUCUCAGGCACCCGAGGUUUGUUUAUCUGGUUUCAGAUGGUACGGCUGUUUGCGAAUACCCAGAGAGACAGAAGCAAGCGAGACAGCCAAGGUCUGCAGAAGAACUGUGGCAAAUUCUCCAAGAUGCUUGGAACUACCAGCCAGCCAAUUUUCUUAUAAAACUGCCCAAUAUAUACCCAAGAGAACUGAUGCCAUUUGAAAGGCAAAGGCUGGUCACACCAAGUGUUGAUUUGGUUCGGUUUUUUAACUAUUCAGUGCUCUUUGAUAUUCAGAAACCUUUCAUUUAAUUCUCUGUGAAAGCACCCUGGCUUUACGGAAUUGUUUCUGUUUGUGCCGAAGACCUCUGCACAGUGUUGUGCCUGCUGGCCGUGUUCCCUGACUGGUAAACCUGGAGUCCAGGACUCACUCCGCUCCCCGUCAAUUCAGCAGAGAGGAGCAGUGUAAGCUUCCGGGAUAGAGUUUUCCACACCAACAGAUAUCCUUUAAUGUACUGCAGUAAAUAAUUCAAAAUGUUGUUGGGGUGACUGGCAAGUAAUGUACGAUGUACAGGUUACAGGAUGGGAUCUAAUUUGGGGGUGGGGGUGUUAUAUAAAGAAUAAUAGAUCCCUGGGUGUGGAUCUGAUCCAGGUCUUCAGGGUUCAUAUAAAGAAUAACAGAUCGUCAGCAGUGGGUUAGAGGCUGGGAUCUGAUCCAGGGGUUUAUAUAUAGAAUAAUACAUCUCCCGGAGUGGGUUACAGACUUUGGGCGUAACAGUUCUUUGGGCGUGAUCUGCCCCAUCUUUGGAGUGACUCCUGGCCUCGCACACUCGAAUCUCGGUCCGUGGUUCGUGGGUCCUCUUAUGAUUUUCCCCGUAAACCCCAGCACUCCGUCCUGGACCAGGUCAGCAAUCAAGGCCCACAGCCCCAACACCACACCGGCUCCUUUCUGCCCCGUGUACGCCCCGAUCUGUCCGUCAAUGAAUUACCCUGUGGCAAGACGCGUCGGCGCCGCGCUCACUCAUCGCUGCAUUUGGUGGUAUUUUGGAGCCGACUGUGGGAAGCCCUGUCGAGUGGUGUCCGUGAUCGCAUGUUACAAAAAGCCUCUUCUGUGGUGUCAACAAUUGCAUGAUAUCAAUCACGUGGCUGAUAGGAAGCGUGUCGGCGAAGUAAUGUGUUACCUAACACCCCUUUGUUUUUAAUUUUGUGAUUGAACUGAUUUAGGUGAUCUGUUUACAUUGUGUGUAUAUACUUAUCUGUAAUAAAGACUUUGAAACCUG
This is a messenger RNA of Hypanus sabinus (Atlantic stingray), 5581 nucleotides long. RefSeq names its product IQ motif and SEC7 domain-containing protein 2-like. The record is from RefSeq and is a predicted model, not a curated record. NCBI's taxonomy places the organism in Eukaryota, Metazoa, Chordata, Chondrichthyes, Myliobatiformes, Dasyatidae. Gene Ontology annotation, biological process: regulation of ARF protein signal transduction; actin cytoskeleton organization. Gene Ontology annotation, molecular function: guanyl-nucleotide exchange factor activity.